Guillardia theta CCMP2712 is the source of this 1282-nucleotide messenger RNA. RefSeq lists its product as hypothetical. The record is from RefSeq and is a predicted model, not a curated record. Bases 50 to 1075 code for a protein of 341 amino acids. Gene Ontology annotation, cellular component: P-body; CCR4-NOT core complex; CCR4-NOT complex. The transcript is spliced from 14 exons. Gene Ontology annotation, molecular function: nucleic acid binding; poly(A)-specific ribonuclease activity. Lineage: Eukaryota; Cryptophyceae; Pyrenomonadales; Geminigeraceae.
AGAUGGAAUAAUCCCUUCCUGGUUUGAAGCGAUUUGAAGUUUGACCCCAAUGGCCAUGGCACCCGAAGGAGAUGGUGCGCAGGGAGACGAUGAGACCAUUGGCGACGGAGAGGACUGGGACGCGCCCGGAGAACCGAGCGAGCUCUCAACACUUUCUGCUCAAACAGAAUGGAUGAAUCAGCAGUCCAUGGACGACCAAGGUGCCGGGAUGACCGCUCCGAUGAUGAACGAACUCUUGGCGGCAAACCAGCCUGUGAUUGUUGACGACACCAAUAUCAUCAAUGUGUGGAGGCAUAAUCUUGAAGACGCCUUCAGGGAGAUCUCUGACAUCGUUCAAACGCACCCAUACGUUGCUAUGGACACGGAAUUUCCUGGUGUUGUUGCAAGGCCUUAUGGAACCUUCCGUUCUCACACAGAUUAUCAAUAUCAAACUGUGAAAUGCAAUGUUGACCUGUUAAGGAUAAUUCAGCUCGGAUUAACUUUCUCGGACGAGAACGGAAACUUACAUGAAAGGUGCACAUGGCAAUUUCAUUUCAGCUUUGAUCUGGAAAAUGAUAUUUUCGCCCAAGAUUCGAUCGAUCUGCUGCGAAAGGCUGGUGUAGAUUUUGAAAAGCAUCAAAAAGAUGGAAUUGAUGUAGAAGAAUUCGGGGGAUUAUUCAUGGUUUCUGGACUCACUCUUAGUGAGGAAGUGCGAUGGAUUUCCUUCCAUUCAUACUUCGAUUUUGGGUAUCUGGUGAAAGUGUUGACGAAUGCCAAGCUUCCUGAGAAGGAAAGCGACUUCUUUGCUCUGCUCGGUGAUUACUUUCCAUGCUUCUUCGAUAUCAAGUACAUCAUGAAGAGCUGCGAAUCACUGAAAGGAGGUCUGAAUCGCAUUGCCGAGACGCUCGAGGUGAAGAGGGUGGGACCGUCGCAUCAAGCAGGCAGCGACAGCUUGGUCACAUCUUUGACAUUUUUCAAAAUGGCAAGAUUAUUUUUUGAGAACAACAUCGAUGAAUCCAAGUAUGCUGGGGUCCUCUAUGGUCUUGGUCAAGGAUCGGUCUCCGGUCCAACCACGUGGAACGCGAACCAGGCCUGAGGCUUGUAAGAAGCUGCUCAUGGGAAUGGAUGAGACUGUACAUGCGAUGGAUCAGCAAGCGGGAAACAACGAAUGGUGGCGCAACAUGUAUGGAGAGGGACUUGGCGUUGGACGGCGACAAGGUUGAACAGAAGGAUGUACCAUGAAAUGUGUAAUCGAAGUUGUAAGGGAAACCUGUUUUUUUCUUUGCUCACAGGGAAUUUCUUC